CAUUGCAGUUUGUCUUUUCAGAUGCUGUUUUGCUGAACAACACAGUGCAGAACUUUGGGAUGUUGGACCUGGUGAAGAAGGUUCUGGCGAGCCAUAAGAGCCAGAUGGACCGUUACAGAGAGCAGUACACGCGGAGCCUGGCCUCUCUGGAGCAGCAGUGUGACGAGCACAGGAAGCGAGCCAAGGAGCUGAAGAGCAAAUCCCAGCACCUGAACAACGUCCUAAUGACCCUUACCCCGGUCCCUGCACCCCCUGCACCCAAGCGUCCCCGGCUGACCCGUGCCGUCUCCGGUCCGGCCUCGGUCAACGCCACUCCAGCCCAGAUCACUCUGCCUCUGAACCAGCUGACCAGCCUGCCGCUGGGCAAGGUGCUGACUGUCGCGGGGGGCCCCGCUGGCACCAACCUCGGGGGCUACACACUCCUGACCUCCUCGCUCUCUGGGUCGGAGUUGACGGGCGACGCCUCUAACCUGACUGUUCUAUCCGCAGCAGCAGGUCAGGAGGGCACCGGUUCCUUCGUGAAGGUGGUCGGCCCUCAGUUCCAGCUGGUGACGCUGCCGGCCCCGCUGCAGAGCUUGGCCACCGCAGUGCAACAGCAGGUCAGCAGCAUCAGUGUGGUGGACGCCACGGCAACCAAUUCACAAGAGGACGACCAGGCGGAUGGCGAUGACGAAGGCCAGCCAGAGCAGGUCAAAGAGGAAGAGGGGGAGCAGUGAGGCAGCUGCUCCUGAACGGCCUUCACCUCAUCAUCCUGGACUCUGGACUGAGUGAUGGCUCGUCCACUUUCUGACUUCAGACCGCGGCGUGUUCAACGCUUGAGCCUCCCUGUUACACGUCCUUCAAUUCAGUUUGUCAGAGUGGCGUCUGAUGUCCGCUGUAAAUAUGGAUUUGUAAAUAAUAUAUUUGAUACAGCUGUUUGUGUAGGGAUGUGAUCCAUUUAAGCUGGAGACAGCAGCAUCGUUCAGUUUGGUAAUAAAUGUUCAGUUUUCCAGAA
Molecule: messenger RNA, 994 nt
Organism: Micropterus dolomieu (smallmouth bass)
Lineage: Eukaryota; Metazoa; Chordata; Actinopteri; Centrarchiformes; Centrarchidae
Product: glucocorticoid modulatory element-binding protein 2-like
Exons: 2
Coding region: 60-716 (218 amino acids)
Biological process (GO): positive regulation of transcription by RNA polymerase II
Cellular component (GO): nucleus
Molecular function (GO): DNA-binding transcription activator activity, RNA polymerase II-specific; RNA polymerase II cis-regulatory region sequence-specific DNA binding
Source: RefSeq, a predicted model, not a curated record